GCUCUUUCAAGGUUGCAAUAGUUAUCCCUUCAUUUACGGAUUACAGCUCCCUAAGGUGCCGUCAAUUCUGUACAGAUCUUGCAACACAACCUACAUAAGGCCUGAACCUGUGGCUUUUCUUUCUGCAGCAUUUAUAAACUCAACUGAGCAACUACGCAACCAUUGUAGGCUUCUAUCGAGCAUCCAGCCAGGCUCUCUUCCUGCUGCCAUGGCAAGCUCUCGGAGCUUGGAGAGGGAGAAGGACAGACGGUCUCAGUCCAACUUCGACGUCGACUAUGUAAUUCACUACACGAUUCCGCAAAAUGAAGCCGCCGAAGCAGAAGCGUCCUUCACGCAGCUCGUAACUGCCCUCUCCCAAGCGGGCUUCGCCACCGAAGUCCGCCCCGGCCGCCAGCACCACAACGGGUCGCACUCGGCCUCGCUGCUCGUCUUCGUCAAGCUCGCCUCGGACCGCCUGCUCAAGUCCCAGGUCUACCGCGCCCGCGUGCAAGACUACCUGUACGGCGUGCGCCCCGCCGCGCCCGCGCCCUCCCCGGAGAACGAUGGCGACAUGGACAGGUACUUCGCCGAGGAGGAGCCGGUCACGCAGGCCGAGCGGCUGCGCCUAGCCUACCUCUUGAUUACGAAACCCAAGAACGAAGGCGGCGCGGGCGUCACGCCGAAGAGGGGCCGGUGGCGGUUCGUGAAGAGCAUCUUCCCGCUGCACGACAGGAGGUUCAAUAAGGAGUGGAUUACCGAGUGGAGUCAGAAAUACUACCUGGACGAGGGGGAUAUCGAAGGGAUUAGGGAGCGGUUUGGCGAGCGGGUGGCGUUUUACUUUGCUUUUCUGCAGUCGUACUUCCAGUUCCUGCUUUUCCCGGCCCUGUUCGGGUUUGCUGCGUGGCUGAUUCUGGGGCCGUUUUCGUGGUUCUAUGCCGUGGUGAACUCCCUGUGGUCCGUCGUCUUCUUCGAGCAUUGGAAGAUGAAGGAGGUCGAUUUGGCGGUGCGCUGGGGGGUGAGGGGCGUGAGUCGGAUUCAGUUGUCCCGGCCGCAGUUCCAGUGGGAGCGGGAGACGGUGGACCCCGUGACGGGCGAGAUUGUCAAGGUGUACUCGCCCGUCAAAAGGUUGGGAAGGCAGCUGCUGCAGGUGCCGUUUGCUGCCGCCUGUGUGGCGGCCUUGGGCUCGGUGAUUGCCGGCUGCUUUGCUAUUGAGAUCUUCAUCACCGAAGUGUACAACGGGCCGUUUAAGCAGUACUUGACCUUUUUGCCCACGAUCAUCCUCACCAUCUUUAACCCCACGCUGACAACGCUGCUCACUCGUCUCGCUGAGAGGCUCACGGAGCUAGAGAACUACGACAGCCAUGACGCACACCAAGCUUCUUUCGUCCAGAAGAUCUUUGUGAUCAACUUCAUCACCUCGUACCUCGGCAUCUUCCUGACGGCCUUCGUCUAUGUGCCCUUCGGAAAGAUCCUAGUCCCGUAUCUCGAUGUGUUCCAGCUCACAGCCCAGAGAUUCACGGCCGAAGGCAAGCCUCUGCCAACCAAGAGCUGGCGGAUCAACCCGGACAGGCUCACCAAGCAGGUCAUCUACUUCACUGUCACUGCGCAGAUCGUCAAUUUCCUCACCGAGGUGAUCGUGCCGUACGCGAAGCGCAGAGUCUUCAAGACUGUCGAGAAGGUGCAGUCUGAGAUGUCCGAGAAGACGACGGCCCAGGUUAAGGACUCGGAGGAGGAGGCCGACUUCCUUGAGCGGGUCAGGGACGAGGCUGAGCUGGAUGAGUACGACGUCACAAUCGAUUACAGGGAGAUGGUCAUCCAGUUCGGCUACCUAUGCCUCUUCUCUGUGGUCUGGCCCCUGACCGCCUGCUCCUUCCUGGUUAACAACUGGAUCGAAGCCCGGUCCGACGCCAUGAAGAUCGCAGCUAACAGCCAGCGGCCCAUCCCCUGGCGCGCCGACUCCAUCGGGCCCUGGCUCAACUCGCUCGGCUUCCUGUCCUGGCUGGGCAGCAUCACCAGUGCCGCCCUCGUCUACCUCUUCCACAGUAGCUACCAGAACGGUGGGCCCGACGGCUCGCCGUGGGAUAUCCGCGGCUGGGCACUGCUGCUUUCCAUCUUAUUCGCCGAGCAUGUCUACCUGGUUGUGCAGUUCGUGGUGAGGUACCUCAUCCGCAAGCUGGAUAAUCCGGGUCUGCAGAAGGAGAAGCGCGAGCGGUUCGCCAUGCGCAAGAAGCUCCUCGAGAGGAUGGUGGAGCGGGAUAUGAGUAAGGAGACUACUGGAUCAGGGGUGGGUUUUGGUGGGGAGAAGAUCACCAGAGAAUCGCUAGAGGAGGAUGCGAGGAGGCUUUCCGUUUCCGGAGAAGGAAGGCCGGAGCAGAUGUGAGUAGCUAGAUUCCUAUGAUUUUCCUUUGGACUUUUGUGGACGCGUUUGUUGACAGUUAUCGUGCAGCUUCUGGCAGCGGCAGAGGGGCGCCUCCGAGGCUAUUCAGGUCGGAAGGACCCUGAUUGCUCAGGUAAGGAUCGCUUGGAAUGAUAUGUUCUUUAGUUCUACUGCUGACAGCCCCGUAGAUGGGCUCGAACCGGACCGAGUCUAGGAAGUAGGCCGUUGCAGUUUUAGAGCCGAACAGCUAGCGUUGGUAUUGCCGAAUAGCAUGGCUGUGGAACGCACCUUGGUUUGUGCCACACGUUAGA
Molecule: messenger RNA, 2667 nt
Organism: Chaetomium strumarium
Lineage: Eukaryota; Fungi; Ascomycota; Sordariomycetes; Sordariales; Chaetomiaceae
Product: calcium-activated chloride channel-domain-containing protein
Exons: 6
Coding region: 209-2359 (716 amino acids)
Biological process (GO): chloride transmembrane transport
Cellular component (GO): cortical endoplasmic reticulum
Molecular function (GO): chloride channel activity
Source: RefSeq, a predicted model, not a curated record